CAACUCUAGAAGAAUGCCAAACCUUGCUGCACCUCUCCUGUUGCUCUUGUUAGGUCCAUGGCUUGCAGUUAAUGCGGUCACAGGCCCGCUCAGCACCGGGCGUGCGAAGUUUAGCCGAACUGACCAGCUGCAACUUCAACAUUUACGACCCAACAGAAGUUCAACAACCAGCUUACCUGUGGUACUUUGGCAUGGCAUGGGAGACUCAUGUUGUGAUUCAAGCAGUAUCGGUGGCAUCGCAAAGCUCAUACGCGAAAAGCUUGGUAGGUCGCGACUCCAUCCUGCUCCGGUUCAGCCAAAUCAGUCGCAUCCAGCUUGCCCUCAACACAAACGCAAAAGUGUUAACCGAGGCAACUUGCAACUACCUAGUUCCCUUAACGACCCUCAGCGACUCACGAUUGCCGUACGCCUGUGCCACGCCUCCAAGCAUAAUCCCCAUGAAAAUGUUAGGGACGGAUUUGACGGCCUUGGGGGGUGAAUUGGACUUGAAUGCGCGUGUGGAACGUAUUGCUGGCACGGAGCUAAAUGUGUCUGCUCUCACUAAAAAGUUUGCUGAUAGAAUGGAUGCGGAUUGGGAGGAUAGGAGGUUGGAAGAUGACCCGCGGCUUUUCAACCCAGUAGACCCCGUACCAGGGGUUGGAGUUAAGAUGUGCAGGUACAAAAAUUGGAUGGGUGACCCGGUUGACAGGGGGUACAUUACUCAGCGGCAGCAUGUGAACCUGAUGCGUUUUCGGCUGUGUGUGUGGGGCAUUGAAGCCAAUCGCCCUAGGGGUAGGCAACGAGUAGCGCGUGUCUGUCCUAUGUGUGCCGUGCA
Astrephomene gubernaculifera is the source of this 814-nucleotide messenger RNA. The record is from the annotation of a GenBank genome assembly. Lineage: Eukaryota; Viridiplantae; Chlorophyta; Chlorophyceae; Chlamydomonadales; Astrephomenaceae.